AUGCCGAUCUGUUUGGCAUCAGAACCCACACGAGAAGAAACACGACAAUUUGUAAAUACGUUGUUCUCUCCACGUGCUGGUUAUAUCCCUCGGCAAUGCUCAAAUCUCGAAACCAAGGAGCCUAAACAAGAAUGUCCGCCUUGUUUCAACUGCCACCUUCCCGCUUUCCAAUGUUCUCACUUUGCUAACUGUAGUGAUUAUGAUGGAAAAUGUCUGUGUCCACCUGGAUUUGGAGGCGAGGAUUGUUCAGAGGCUGUUUGUGAUUCUUUGGCUGCUGGACCAAAUCGUCGUCCGCGUGAAAAAGAUCACCUAUGCGAAUGUUCUGAAGGCUGGGAAGGAAUAAAUUGCAAUGUUUGUAAAACUAAUUCUGCUUGCGAUCCACUUGUGCCCACCGGACAAAAUGGAACAUGUUAUAAAGGAGGAUUGACUGUUUACGAGAAUUUUCAAAUGUGUGAUGUAAAAAACAAGAAAAUUCUUGAUAUGCUUCCCGAUCAACCUCCUCAAGUCACUUUUUCUUGUCAUCGCAAGAAAGAAACGUGUGAUUUUCAAUUUUGGAUUAAUCAAACAGAAUCAUUCUUUUGUCAUCUUGAUGAAUGUUCAUUCGAUCAAGAAAUAACUUAUGAUCAAAAUAUAACUCAAUAUAAUUGUCAACAAAUAAAAUGCAAAUGUAAGGUUGGAGAAAUGUUGUGUGGAAAGGAUGGUAGUAUUGACCUUACUGAAUGGCUAGAUGAAGAAAUAAAGGGACCCGCAGAAUUUAAAUGCUAUAAUCCUGAUGAUUGUCGUUUUUCUGAACCUGCUAUGAAUGGACUUAUUUUGCAAAUUUUUGGUGAUGGUUAUAUUUCUUUGGAUUGUAAAAGUGGCGAAUGUCUUCAUUAUACCGAAAGACCAUAUCAGCCAAAUAAUACAAAUAUGAUAAUAGUGUCGGUGGUUGCUGUGCUUACAUUUGUUGCUGGUAUUUUCGGAGCUGUAUUUUACUUGUCUCGUAAUUGGAUAACUCCGUCGUCUAUUAUUCUCCCUGAUGAUGAGAAUUCGAAACUUAUGGCUAAUCAUAUACCAGCAACAUUGCUUUUCCGGGACAUUAGUUAUUAUGUUGGUGAUAAAUCAGUUCUCCAUUCAAUUCAUGGAUUAGUCAAACCGGGAGAAGUUAUGGCAAUAAUGGGUGGAUCUGGCGCUGGUAAAACAAGUUUCUUAGAUAUUUUGGCACGAAAGAAUAAAGCUGGUAGGAUUAAAGGAGAAAUAUUAGUAAAUGGACGUAUUGUAGAGGAUGUCGAGUUCAAAAAUGUGGUUGGUUAUGUUGAUCAAGAGGACCACCUUUUACCUACUUUGACCGUUUAUGAAACUAUUUUGUAUUCCGCGCUUUUACGAUUGCCCCGUGAAAUGAGUUUCGAGGCCAAGAACUUUAGAGUUAUAGAGACUAUGAGUGAACUAGGAAUUUUGGGAAUUAAAGAUUCUAGGAUAGGUGAUGCCGGUGCAAGAUCAAUUUCUGGUGGAGAAAAGCGUCGUGUAUCAAUUGCUUGCGAAUUAGUUACAUCCCCAUCGAUUUUAUUCCUUGAUGAACCAACUUCUGGGUUAGAUGCAUAUAAUGCAUACAAUGUAGUUGAAUGUCUUGUUACCCUCGCAAGGAAUUAUAAUCGUACAGUUAUUUGUACAAUUCAUCAACCCAGAAGUAACAUUUUUGCUUUAUUUGACCAAUUGGUUUUACUUGCUAAAGGUCAUAUGGUGUAUUCUGGAGAAGCAAGUAAAUGUCAAUCAUACUUUGAAAACAUUGGACAUAAGUGUCCUCCUGGUUUCAAUAUUGCCGACUAUUUAGUUGAUUUGACCAUGUAUGCGGUCAAACCACCCACUUUUGAUGAUGAGAAUGACGGAAUUUCUUCAGCCCGUUCUUCAGACAUUGCAACUGAAGCACGCCCAAUUUUGAGAAAUCGUGCUUCUAUUCAUGAUAUUCAAGAUUUGGAAUUAUACGAACCAAACAGGCCACCAUUACGUUCUUCAGAUCAGCAAGAGCAUCAAAUUCAAAAUAGUGAUAGUAUUAACAUUAAUGUGGAUAGCGAUGGAAUGACAGAUCACUUGAGAAUGUUAAUUAUGAGCUAUAACAGGAGUAUGAUUGCUCUUGGAAUAAAGGAUGAAAUUAAUCGUGCUAUAACGAACGAGCAAAAUCAACCUUUAUUAACUACAGACGGAGAAUAUCCCACUGUUAGUUCCCAUCUUCGCGCUUCAUGGUUCACACAGUUCCGUAUUUUAUCGGAUCGUACAUUCAAGAAUCUUUAUAGAAAUCCAAUGUUAAUGCUUACACAUUAUUGUACCAGUGUUUAUCUAGCGCUUCUCUGUGGCUCAUUGUUUUAUAAGGUCACUAAUGAUAUCGCAGGUUUUCAAAAUCGUAUGGGUAUAUUAUUCUUUAUGUGUGCACUUUUUGGAUUCGGAUGCUUGAGUUCCUUGCAUGUUUUUGCGACAGAAAGAAUAUUAUUUGUAAAAGAACGAGCAAACGGUUAUUAUGCUCCAAUUACAUAUUUCGCGUCCAAGGUUUUAUUUGAUAUUAUUCCACUUCGUGUAAUACCUCCUAUUCUUAUGGGAGUUAUUAUAUAUCAUAUGGUGGGAUUGGUUGAUGGGACUGCAGAAUUUUUCAAAUUCUUACUAGUGCUAAUCUUAUUCAAUCUCACUGCGGCAAGCAUAUGUCUGUGUAUCGGGAUUCUCUUUAAAGAAAUGGGAGUUGCUAGUUUGUUGAGCAGUUUGGUCAUGUUAUUCAGCAUGUUGUUUGGUGGCUUACUUUUGAAUAAAGAUUCAAUUCCAGAAUAUUUGACUUGGUUGAAAGAUCUUUCAUUCUUCAAUUAUGCAUUUGAAGCAUUAAUUGUUAAUGAAGUUGUUUAUUUAACGCUAACCGAAGAAAAAUUUGGAUUACAAAUUGAUGUACCUGGAGCAACUAUUUUAUCAACAUUUGGAUUUGAUGCAUCAGCAUAUUGGACAGAUGUAUUAAAAUUAACU
Messenger RNA from Funneliformis caledonium, 2979 nucleotides. The record is from the annotation of a GenBank genome assembly. NCBI's taxonomy places the organism in Eukaryota, Fungi, Glomeromycota, Glomeromycetes, Glomerales, Glomeraceae.